Odobenus rosmarus divergens (Pacific walrus) is the source of this 2214-nucleotide messenger RNA. It is a transcript of the gene CFAP47, whose product is annotated as chromosome unknown open reading frame, human CXorf30. The transcript has 17 exons. Gene Ontology annotation, molecular function: protein binding. Lineage: Eukaryota; Metazoa; Chordata; Mammalia; Carnivora; Odobenidae. The coding region runs from base 1 to 2214 and encodes 737 amino acids. The record is from RefSeq and is a predicted model, not a curated record.
AUGGCAUAUACUGUAUUUUCUGCCUUGACGUUAGAUAAUGUGUCCUCUGACUGCCAGGCCAGCAUUGGCCUCCAGGCCAACAUCUGGCAUACAGCAGCAGGUGCAAUUUCAUUUUCUGUUAAACGCAGACGAGAUGAUGACUCUCAGGAAGACUCAGAUCAAGAUCAAUGUCGAGUACCCUCCUUUCAAAAAUCAUUAUCAGAACUAUUCCACAAGUUUGAUGAAGAAGAGUCAGAUGAUAGUGUGAGCAAUUUCCAAGUCUGGUAUUAUCUUGAGAUCCAUAGCUCUCCGGGACCACCAGUAAACAUUAUUGAAAUGAAAUGCCUUGCUCUGGAGAGCAUUUACAUUGAAAUACCUCUCUCUAAUCCAAAAGAGAAAAUGAUUCACUUAGAUGUGCAGUUAUCCAAUGCUGCCCUUAAUGGAUUUAAGCAACUUACAUUGCACCCACUAGAAUGUAUCAACUAUGUCCUACAGUAUUCUCCAGCAACUACAGGCUGUAGAGAUGAAAGUGUUAUUUUUCAGCCUGAUAUGGCUCCUGAGUUCUGGUAUUUACUGAGAUUAACUACUGAAUUACCGAAAUCAACCACAGUACCAGAAAUACAAUGUGACCUUGGAAAGUAUGUCACUCAGAUCAUUCCUUUAGUUAAUCCAACACAUGAGACCUUAGAAUUGCAAGCAACAAACAGUAAUCCUGAAAAUUUUGUCUUGGAUGUUAACAGAUCAUCGCAACUGACCAUACCUCCUCACUCCAUCAAAGAAGUAUCUGUUCACUUUUAUCCUUCGGCUCUUGGAAGAACUGGUCAUCAAGUUUCUAUCACCUUCCACUGUACUCAGUUUAAAGAAUGGAUAUUCCACCUCUCUGGAGUAGGACUGUUCCCCCAGCCUAUAAACAUAGAAAGAAUAACCACAUACCUCCGUCUUCAAUCAUCUAUUGUUAUACCUUUCCAAAAUCCCACCAAGGAAGAUGUUUUGGUCAAUAUUGUACUAACAAGUUUGGAAAAACCUAGGCAUCUCGUCAUUGACCGUUACUGGAAUAGCUUCUUCCAUGAGACUUCUGCCUUCAAGUUUAGUGGUCUGAGUCACACACAAGGAAUCACAUUGCCUCCUAAAGGGAAUAUAGAUAUCACAGUGUUAUUUAUGCCCCACAUUAUGAAAUUACACAGAACAAUGGUCAUUGUUCAAAUGAUGAGGGCGAAUAGAGAAAGUUGGCCUAUUGACAAUUUUGAUGAAUUGAGCACAGAGAUGAAAAGAACUAUGGGAAUAGAAAGUGGAGAAAUCCAAGCGAUACACUGGAUAUACCCUAUUCUUGGACUUCCACAGGCACUACAUCCUAAAUUCCCUCAAGUUGUCAUAAAAUGUCAGUCCAGGAAGCGGAUAGAACAGGAGGUGGAAGUCACGCUGACUGGUGAUUUUUUUGGAGAAAAUCCUAUCUUAGAUGCAACAGAUUUUGUAGUGAUUCCAAAAGAGUAUUCCUAUGAUUCUUAUGAAGAUAUUGAUGAUUUGCCUGUGAAACGUGAAUUUGAAUAUGAAAUUCAAUUUGAAUCUGAAGUUAUGAAGUCUAACUUGGAAUCCUGCGUAGCUUUAUAUAUGAUCAAAAAAUCUUAUCAUGUCAAUGCUAAAAUGAUAGCAUUGGUCUUCAAUGUGGUAUUUGCACCAAAGAAACCAUUGAGGACUCAAAUUACACUGAAAAUAGAGUGCAUAACAGAUGGGAUUUGGAAGUUUCCCAUAACGUUGGUUGCUACUGAGCCUGAUGUGGAUGAUGUCAUUGAUAUUGAAGGCAUUGGUUUAUUUAAGGAAUCUACUGUUGACUUCAGGCUGACAAGUCAGACGAGAAAUCCCGAGCCAUUCACUGCAUACUUCCUACCCGGCAGUGAUCCUGAGUUUUUUGUAAAACCUCAGGUUGGAGAACUUCCUCCUUUUGACACUGAAGGAACUGUCCUCCUUGUGGGUUUCAAACCCCGAAUGUACAGUAGGAAAUACAAAGCAACAUUAGCAAUACAGACACCGGACAUGUACUGGUUGUAUGAUAUCAAUGGAUUACCUCAAGUUACCAUGCCACCAAUGAAUGUAAAAGCCAAAAUUGACACUACUAAUGAGAGGUUUCAGAGCAAGCCCGUUCGUCGGCGCAAUAUUAUCCGUGAAAAUGCUAAACUCACAAGGACGGGGGUGUCCUCUACCAUCAAGGGUGUGCCUUUGAUGUUGAAGAAUAAAUAA